Messenger RNA from Fusarium odoratissimum NRRL 54006, 1170 nucleotides. RefSeq names its product alcohol dehydrogenase (NADP+). The coding region runs from base 1 to 1017 and encodes 338 amino acids. Gene Ontology annotation, cellular component: cytosol. Gene Ontology annotation, molecular function: aldose reductase (NADPH) activity. The record is from RefSeq and is a predicted model, not a curated record. The transcript is spliced from 7 exons. NCBI's taxonomy places the organism in Eukaryota, Fungi, Ascomycota, Sordariomycetes, Hypocreales, Nectriaceae.
AUGUCUCAAGGCAAGACUUUCACUCUCAACACUGGUGCCAAGAUCCCUCUCCUGGGAUACGGCACAUGGCAAGCCUCCCCCGGUGAGGUCGGUCAGGGUGUCUACGAGGCCCUCAAGGUUGGCUACAGACACUUGGAUCUGGCCAAGGUCUACGGAAACCAGCCUGAAAUCGCCGAGGCCUUGAAGAAGUCCUUUGCUGAGAUCCCUGGCCUCAAGCGAGAGGAUGUCUUCAUUACCUCCAAGCUCUGGAACUCGCAGCAUGACCCUAAGCAAGUUGAGGCUGCUUUGGACGACUGCCUGCAAGAGCUCGGUCUUGAUUACCUUGACCUCUACCUCAUCCACUUCCCCGUCUCUUUCAAGAACUCGGGAGCUCCCAUUGGUCAGGAUCUGUUCCCUCUCACCGGAGGAAAUCAGCCCGAUGGUGACGUCGUCAUCGAUGACAGCAUCUCCAUCGUCGACACAUGGAAAGCCGUGACAGAGCUGCCCAAGUCCAAAGCCCGCGCCGUCGGUGUUUCCAACCACACCAAGGAGCACCUCGAGGCAAUCAUCAAGGGCACUGGAGUUGUCCCUGCUGUCAACCAGAUUGAGCGCCACCCUCUCCUGAUCCAGAAGGAUCUCAUUGACUACUGCAAGGAGAAGAACAUCCACGUUACCGCAUACUCUGCUUUCGGUAACAACAUGGUCAACGCUCCCCUCCUCUUCACCUACCCUGAGAUCAAGGCCGUCGCCGAGCGAUUGACCAAGGAGAAGGGUCAACCCGUCUCGCCUACACAAGUCCUGCUCGCCUGGGCUCAGGUUGGUGGCCACAGUGUCAUCCCCAAGUCUGUUACACCUAAGCGUAUUGCCGAGAACUUCCAGGAGAUCGACUUGUCUGAGGACGAUAUCCGCGAGAUUGAGCAGGUUGGCAAGGAGCAGCGCCGGUACAACGUUCCUUAUGUCGCUAACAAGCCUCGGUGGGAUGUCAACAUCUUCGGCCAUGAGGAUGAGAAGCCUGCCACCCACCAGGUCAUUAUUUAAACAAAAUUAAAAGUAGAUAUAGAAGCGCUCGACUUAUUUUCUCGUCUUAUGAAGAAGUGUAUAUCGGGCCUGCGUACUUGGACUCAAACCAGUGAUUUAUGAAGGUUCACAUAAAAUGAUAGGUAGAUGUCAAUUCGAAACGCAAUAGACAGA